Ceratina calcarata is the source of this 2212-nucleotide messenger RNA. It is a transcript of the gene brn, whose product is annotated as beta-1,3-galactosyltransferase brn. Gene Ontology annotation, cellular component: Golgi membrane. Gene Ontology annotation, biological process: protein O-linked glycosylation. Gene Ontology annotation, molecular function: hexosyltransferase activity; UDP-glycosyltransferase activity. The transcript is spliced from 3 exons. The coding region runs from base 415 to 1752 and encodes 445 amino acids. The record is from RefSeq and is a predicted model, not a curated record. NCBI's taxonomy places the organism in Eukaryota, Metazoa, Arthropoda, Insecta, Hymenoptera, Apidae.
UGGGAGUAUUAAUUCUGCAAGCAAGUGUAGCCAUAUUCGCGAUUCAAAUAUAAAUCGCAAAACAGUUCUGGAAUUCCUGAAAUUAGUAUUGACCACCGGCGAGAUGUAUAUAUUAUCUAUAUACUUUACUUGAUUUGAUACGAUGUACGAUACAUUAAUUUGAUUACUUCUGAUUAUGUCCAAAAAAGUUCAAAGUAUAUGUGAUAAACACAUAAUGCAAAUGGAUAGUAAAAAUUGCAGAUGAAAGGAAAAUUCGAUGACACGUACUGCAAAUACAUGAUUGAAGUUAAAAGAGAAAUAUUGAUUUAAUUGAAAUAUCAAUAUGUUUACAAUGUUAAAAUAACUUUUAACAUUGGAUACAUGCUAAUUAUAUUCAUAAUAAACCAUUAAUUAUGUAAAUUGCUCUCUGUAAGCAUGUAUUGUUUGUUGAGGCCUUGUUUCCAAAAAAGUCUUCAUCUGGCAACAAAAAUCAAGUUGAAGUAUGUUUGCCUUGGUUUCGGUUUUAUUGUAUUACUAGAUUUUUUCGGGGCAUUCACACAUUUAUUUGAAAUUCCUUAUGAUUCAAAGUUUGCUUACCCAUACGAAGGUGAUGUACAUGAAUUCGUGAAUGCAUUAAGAAAUAAUGAAAAGCCCGUUGUUGAUCCUAUAAACGAAUACAAGUUUGCGUAUUUGAUUGACAAUCAACAAAAAUGUGUAGAUGUUGCAUCCAAUACAUUCCGUGUUGUCUAUGUAAUAAAAUCGUCAGUAGAAAAUUUUGAGAGGAGAUCAACUAUCAGGAAGACCUGGGGUUUUGAAAACAGAUUUUUUGAUGUUCCUUCAAAGACAAUUUUUAUAUUGGGCAACCAUCCGCAUGAUGAUGAACUUCAAGCGAAAGUGAAAAUUGAGGCUGCGAAGUAUAAAGACAUAGUGCAAGCAGAUUUUAUGGAUUCAUAUUACAAUAAUACUACAAAAACUAUGAUGGGCUUUAAAUGGCUAGUAAAGUAUUGUACUAAUUCAAAAUUUUAUAUGUUCGUCGACGAUGAUAUGUAUGUGUCUGUGAAAAAUGUUUUACGGUUUAUAAGAAAUCCAGCUAACUAUCCCGAUUAUUUGAAAGAACCGAAAAAAUUCGAUGCUCAUAAAAGAGAAAUUAAAGAAACUGAUGAAAGGGAAGAUUCUGAUAAUGAUACGUCUGUAUAUACUAUUCAUGGGAAGUUAGCAAAAAGAAUUUAUCCAUUGAAGCAAGAUUUAUACGAAAAUACAACUGCCUCGGUUAAUGAUACUAAACAGUACAGUAAUUUAAAAUUAAGACCUUUUCAAGGAGAGAUAUUAAAAGACUCAGAGAUAGUAAAUAGAACCAAAAGACAAAUUUUUGAUUUUGAACUUCCUGAAGAUGUUAGAUUAUUUGCUGGAUUUGUAUUUGUAUCAUCACCUCAUCGUCACAAAUCCUCCAAAUGGUAUAUAUCUCUCAGCGAGUAUCCAUACCAUUUAUGGCCGCCCUAUGUUACAGCUGGUGCAUAUAUACUGUCCAAAGAAGCUCUUUUAGAUAUGUAUUAUACUAGUUUGUAUACUAAGCAUUUCAAAUUCGAUGAUAUCUUUUUAGGCCUAGUUGCCAAAAAAGCAGAAAUUGAACCUUUUCAUUGCGAAGAAUUUCAUUUUUAUAAGAAAGACUAUACGAAAUUUAAUUACAAGUAUGUAAUAACAUCUCAUGGAUAUGGUGAUCCAAAUGAGUUAUUGACUGUAUGGAAUGAACAAAAGGCUCUGGGCAAUGCCUAAAUUAAUAAUUUUGUCCAACACAUUUUUACACUGAUGUGCUCUUGAAAAUAAUUCAAAGUCGCACUAUGUAAUGAGGAUUAAUUAUGCGUUACUGUAAAAAGCAUUCACAUAUAAUACAAUUUAUUAUAAAAUACAUUAGAAACAGUUUUGAAAAUACGUAUAAAUAUAGUAGUCAGUCUUUAUGUACAUAAUAAGUUACUAGAACAUAGUGCAUUGUGAUGCUCCACUGUAAAUAUAUAAAUUUUUAUGAAUGUCUAAAUAGACGAUUACAGUCAAUGCUAAUAGAAACUGGAAUGAAUUAUUGAAAUGUAAUUCAUAUUGUGAAAACUAUUAUAUCACUAGAGCAUUACUAUGUGAAAAAGCUAAUAGUUAAAUUGUUCUUAUAUAAGAAAUGAUAUGAAAUCAGAGAAAGAGUAAAAUAUGAUUUAAAUGAAAUAGAAAUCGUAAGUACUAGAUAUGA